GAGAAUUGAAGAAAACUUAAACAUCACGACAGAGGAGAAAUGGGGGGUGGGGAUAGUAAAAGACAGCUAGCAAUGAAGGAGGAUGCUCACCUACCGUCACAGGCUUCACUCCAAAUCCCUAUCCCUUUUUCUUAGGCCCUCUCUCUCUCUCUCUCUCUCUCUCUCUCUCUCUCAUUUCAAAAAACUCAAAGCAAAACCCCCAGCCCCUCAUUCUCCUGCUCUGUUCUGUUCACAGAGUGACUAGUAGCAGUAUAAUGGAGGUCUAGAGAUGAAGUUUGGUGGGUUUUUCUUUGUGCAUUCCAGCUCCCUUCUUUCAAGGAAAAGUUAAAGCAAAGGAAAAAAUGAUGGGGUCUGCUGAUUUCGCGGAGGAGCUAGACUGCGGCAGCUUCUUCGAUCAAAUUGAUGACUUAAUCGAUUUCCCCGCCGACAAUGGGUGCGGUCUCGGCUCCGGCGCCGACGAUUUUCCCAACAUUUGGUCUAACCCUUCGGGUUGUUUGCCGGGUUCUGACCCGAUUUUCACCGGCAAUAAUGGCAACAGUGCUUCCGACCUAUCUGCUGAGCUCUCUGUUCCGUAUGAAGACAUUGUACAACUCGAAUGGCUUUCAACAUUUGUGGAGGAUUCUUUCUCCAGUGGAGGCAUGACCCUUGACAAACAAAACCCUUCCAUCAACAAGCACUCAUCUCACAGCCAUUUCCAGACUUCCAGUCCCGUCUCUGUUCUCGAGAGCAGCAGCAGCAGCUCCUCCUCCAUGGGGAAACCAGCCACACUCAGCCCAACUCAACGCGGUCCCCACCGUGCUAGAAGCAAGCGGCCACGCCCUGCAACUUUCAAUCCCCGCCCGGCAAUCCAAAUCGUGUCUCCAACUUCCUCUCUCACAGAGAAUCCCCAGUUAUUAGCUCCCCUAGUAGUUUCCUUGGAUUCUCAUAAUUUUCUGGAGUCUCAUUCUAUGAAGAAGUUACCAAAGACAUCCGGGGGAGAACACAAGAAGAAGAAAGUAAAGAUGUUGCUUCCGUCGGCUCCUGCGGCGAUGAAUCAAAAUCCGCCGUCACAAAGUGUCAGGAAAUGCAUGCAUUGCGAGAUAACAAAGACGCCGCAAUGGAGAGCAGGCCCAAUGGGCCCCAAAAGCCUUUGCAACGCGUGUGGGGUCCGGUACAAGUCAGGUCGGCUGUUCCCUGAGUACCGGCCUGCUGCAAGCCCAACGUUCGUACCGUCAUUGCACUCCAAUUCUCACAAGAAGGUCAUUGAAAUGAGAACCAAGACCUUCGAGCCAGAACUCAUUCCAAGCAGAAAACUUUCACUGGAUUACUAGUUGGAGUUCUGCCCUUCACGACCUUGAUUUCCUCAGUAAUCUCAUGUGAUGUCCCUUACAGUUUUUCAUUUGUUCUUUGUACAGAGUGUAAUGGGGGGAUAUGAGUAUUAGAUCGCCUUAUUUUAACUAUAAGUAGAGGAAAGCAAUGAAAUGAGAAGACUCAAGAAGUAGGGAGUAAUGGAUGUUUAGGCUCUAGGUUUGAGGUUUAGUGAGUAUCAAAGUAUCAAUCUUUUAAGAUGAAUAGGCGUUGAAGUCAGUGUCGUAUCUUUCAUCUUUUUUACGGUUACACUUUGUUUCCCAAGUUUUGGGAAGUCUUUUUGCAGUUAAUUUGUGAGCAGGUAGUUCUGAGA
Molecule: messenger RNA, 1660 nt
Organism: Rhododendron vialii
Lineage: Eukaryota; Viridiplantae; Streptophyta; Magnoliopsida; Ericales; Ericaceae
Product: GATA transcription factor 8-like
Exons: 4
Coding region: 342-1310 (322 amino acids)
Biological process (GO): positive regulation of DNA-templated transcription
Cellular component (GO): nucleus
Molecular function (GO): zinc ion binding; sequence-specific DNA binding
Source: RefSeq, a predicted model, not a curated record